AUGUACAAGAAUCUACAGGAACCUGGAGAGAAGGUGGGCUGGAGUGCCAUCAUAUGGGAUCACUACAAUAUUCCCAAACAUGGAUUUAUAGCUUGGCUUGCUAUGCUGAGGAGACUGAAGACUAGGGACAGAUUACAUAACAUUGGGCUAUGCCCUCUGGAUCAAUGCCUUUUGUGUGAGCUUGAGCAGGAAAAUCAUGAGCAUUUGUUUUUUGCAUGUCAUUUUAGCAAGCAAUGUAUACAGCUAAUAAAGGAAUGGCUGGGUAUUACAGCUUGUACAGAGAGCUACACCCAGUUGCUGAGAUGGUUACAAAGAAGACAUAAAGGUAGUAAGUUUAGGAAAAGAGUUAUGAAUGCCAGUGUGAUUGCUACACUGAGGUUGUAUAGGUGUGUAUGCAUUGGUAUGCCAAUGGCUUGA
Beta vulgaris subsp. vulgaris (sugar beet) is the source of this 417-nucleotide messenger RNA. RefSeq lists its product as uncharacterized. The record is from RefSeq and is a predicted model, not a curated record. Lineage: Eukaryota; Viridiplantae; Streptophyta; Magnoliopsida; Caryophyllales; Amaranthaceae. The transcript has 2 exons. The coding region runs from base 1 to 417 and encodes 138 amino acids.